UUGGCAAUCAACCUUUGAUCUUUGUGAAUCUUCACUAUCACUUGGACACGUUGUAUUGACAAGUAAACUUGUAUUGAACAUUCAUAGCAUGUUUCACAUCACACGAAUAAAAUUUAUUUAUAACCAUAGAAGGAUGAAACUGCAGCUUCUUUGUCUGUUAGUGGUGGUAGCAAGCGUGUGGGCUGCCCCAGAGGAUAUCAACCACGGCACUCCAGUCAAGCAUGGAAAACAGGACCAUGAAAAGGAUGGGCACCAUAACAUCCACUUUGAUCAUGAGGCGAUAUUGGGUUCCUAUAAACUUGAACAGGAGUUUGAUGAACUAGAACCAGAAGAGGCCAAACGAAGGCUCGGACUUCUUUUCCAGAAAAUGGACAAAGACCAUGAUAUGUUUGUGAACAAGGAUGAACUUGUAGACUGGAUCAUGAUGUCUUUUAAGUUACUUGACGAGGAGGAGGCUGUUGAGGAUCUGGAAGAAAACGACCAGGACGGGGACGGUCAGCUCACCUGGGUUGAGUACCUAAAGGGCCACUUUGCGUACACUCCCGAGGAUAUUAAGGAAAUGAGGAAAAACGGUCGGGAUGACAUUCAAACGUUCCUGCUGACAGUUGAUGAGGAAGAAAGAAAAUUCAAGGCUGCUGACAUGAAUAAGGAUGGAAUUUUGACCCGUGAGGAGUUUGUGGCCUUCUAUCAUCCAUACAACUACGAACACAUGCACAUUAUCGAGCUGCAGCGAGUAAUGCGGGAACAUGACAAGAACAAAGAUGGCUUCCUCUCACUUGAGGAGUAUCUUGGGAGUAAUUCACAAGACAAAGAUUGGGAAAUCGUGGAAAAAGAGCGAUUUGCUGAGUUUGAUCGUAACAAGGAUGAGUUGCUGAAUUUCGAUGAGAUAAAACCAUGGGUGUUGACCGAUAAUCGGGAUGAGGCGGUCGAGGAAGCAGAGCAUCUCUUUCAGACGGCAGACCUUAACGGGGAUAAUCGUCUCACGGAGCGCGAGAUGGUGGAUGCUCACGAGGAAUUUGUCGGCAGCCAGGCAACUGAUUAUGGACAUCAUCUACAUUUCGUUAAGCAUGUGGAUGAGUUGUAGUUCUUUCAAAGGGUGCAAAGCAAAUCUUUUGUAUUUGCUAGUUUGUGGAUAUAUAAAAUGGUGUAUUUUGAAAGGAUGAAAAUAUGAGUAUAUUUGUGUAACUUAUGAUUAUUUGUUGGGUAAAUUGUACCAGUUUUGUGUAAUUUUUUAAUUGUCUGUUCAAGUAUUAAGCAUGUAUACGUUUGUUUGAAUUUGACUGUUUGUUUUUAUCCAGUCAUACGUACGAUUGUUAUUCCAGUUAUAUAUGCACAGAUAUAAAUGUGCUGUAAACAUUGAACAGAUAUUUUCACAGGUAUUGAUUUAUGCAUUUGAUCCACAGACCAGAAAUAUUGGAUCGUAUGAACAAAAUUUAGAAUUUUGCGGUUCAUAAAACAACUUUUUAACGAUUUUUUUAAAACAUUUUAUGGACAUCAUUUCAGAUGUCUACAAGAACUAGAGUUGCCUGACAUGACUUGCAUGUUUUUUAAUCUUGUUUUAUAAUGAAUGUUGGUGAAAAUUUGUACAUUGUGAUUGUUUAUGAGUUGUUUGCUAAUAACAGAUAUAUAUUUUGUAUUGAAUAAUGCAUUAUACAUGUAGCUCUGAUGAUGGACCAAUAUAUUCCUGUUACUGUUUCCGUGACAAUUGAGAAAUGGCCAACAUAUCAUUGUUUCUGGUUUGGUUAUGAAUGCAAUAAAGUUGAAACCUGUUGGGGCGAACUGACAGGGACCUGGAAAAACAUCUUGAGCCUUGGGAAAUUCGAGCCAAGCGUGAAUCAAUAGUUAAGUAAAAUGAAAUUGAUCCUUUACAUUCUGAUUCAGUUUGAGAGAUCGAGGAAAUUGAGGCAAGCAAGUUCGAGGCAACAGGAUUCGACUGUAUUUGAGAGUUACACAUGUACUAUAAACUAAGCAAUACCAACAGUUGGACAAAUUUCAUAUUGGCACCAAAGUCGCUUUAAAUACAUAAAAUUGUGCAAGUUAAUGUCUAUAAUUGAUUGUUGACUUUUUAUAAAGCAAAUUUAGUCUGUGUAUUGUUAAGUAAAACAAACCAACAAAAAACGAUGUUACAUUUUCUUAGUAUUUGUGCAUUUGCCUUGACUUCUAUCAGUGCAUAGGAAGAUCUCAAAAUAAUCCACUUCAUAAAAGAAAUAGUUGACUAAAUGGUUGUUUCCGUUUUAGGCUUUCUAAAUCAGAAUUAAUCCUGCAAUUCCAUUGGGGAGUAGAUCUUGGACAGUCAUGAUUUUUGCCAUGUUUAUGCAGACAGAUGCAUAAAAAAAACAUUAUUCUGACAAAAUCAUAAAUAGAGCAUAAUUAUUUUCUGCUGAAUAGUAGUUCAUUUAAAUGCCAAAUAAGAGCUUUAAUUUGAAUAAUUAUUGUUUAAAAUUUUUAUUAAAACAUUCAGCAGAAUAAUUGAUCACAAAUUAGCUCAUUUGAAGCGAACGUCCAAGAACUAGAGUUUGACCAUAAUUGUUUACCUUAUUUCUAACUACAGAAAAUAGAGAUAUAAUAUUCCAUUUCAGCUUAUUUUAACAAAAGGAGCUGAAAUUCAUCUCAAGAAAUCAGACUGGUAUCUUGAGAAAAAUUCAAAAUGUGUCCAUGAUCUUCUCCCCUCCCGAUAUAACUUCUAUUUCAUUUAUUAGUCUUGAUCAAUUUGAUGGACGUUUUUCCAUUUGGUAAUUUUCUCUGGAAUUUUCUGGUUAUCUACCUGUAAACAGCGAAACUUUUGUCAUAUUUUUCCCCUUAAAAAUAUAAAAAGUAUUUGUAUCAUGAUAUAACAAUUGGUUUGAUAUAUUAGGAGCUGAUUGUUCAGAACUUCGUUAAAAAUAACAACAUUGUUAAUGUUAUUAUUGUUAACUUUCGUUAAUUUAUACUUCUGAAAGUUACAUAGACACACUAAAAAUAUGCAGUACUGUACUACUAACAAGAUUCAAGUCAACUGUUUCAGCUGUACCUAGGAGCAUAUCAUAGAAAAAAUCACAUUUGAAAUUUGACAACAGUUUUGUUAACAUUGUUGUUAACAAUGAUGUUAACUUUAUGGAAGUUGUUAACUUUAUGAAAGUUCUAAACAAUCAGCACUAGGUCUUAGUUAACUUCAUGAUUUUACUGAUGCCAGUAUUUGUACCGCAUUAUAAGAUGCUAUUUGAAAUCCUAACUUCAUACUUAAUAAAUACCACAUCUCAUUCACAAAAUUGGAUGUACAUGUCUGUUAUACAUGUAUUGAUUUGUAAUUCAUGACACUGAAUAAUACUUUUUACAAAUAUAUGUGCAAUAAUAUGUUGUGUUGAUAUGUUGUGGCAACAUAUAUGUGUGAAAAUUUAAGAUGGUGCUGCUGGCAAUUUCAGUAUUGUAACAUGACAAUGUUUAACAACGUUUAACAUAAUGAUGAAUUGCAGAGUGUAUCUGUAUCUUCAUGGUUGUAUUUCUUUAUUUUGAAAGCAAUAAUUGCUUUACAGAAAUGGUAAAAUAAUACACUCUUGGGCCAUUGUAUCAAAGCUAUUAAACUAUGAUUGCAUCCUUGAAUCGAUAUUUCUGAGUAGUUAUAAUAUCUAUUAAAAAGCUUACCUCUUUGUGUGUUAUUUUACAAGAAAUUUGUCUGAUGUUUUCAAGUUUUUUUAACCAUUUUUGAAAAUGUUUCAUUUGUUUUCUUCCAUACAUUAAUUUUGCAUCAGAACACUAAGUAUGCAGAGCUAAAACAUUCAAUAACUAGCUAUUCACUUAUACCGCAUGCUCGUUAUUGAACGUUGUCUUUGACAACAUGGUUCUAAACAUUUAAAUCUCCUGAUUGCAAACAUACACUGGCACUGAAGCCCUCAUGUAUAAUAGAAAUAACUCGGGUUGUUGGUGCUGUAACAACUGGAAAUUUCUGACAUUCACUCAAUGUUUAACUAAAAGUAUUGAUCUAAGACUACAUUUAUUUUAUUGUAUGCUCGUUGAUGAAAUGGCCUAAGAAAGUGUAGUUACUUGCUGUUUUGAAAUCUUUUAUUAAUAUUAUUUUUUGACAGAUAUAUUGGAUAUGUGUUUAUGUUCUUGGCAAAGUGUAAAAUAACUGAAACAACCAACAAUAGUAGGUAAGGAUAUCUUUUACAUAUGAAAUCACCAUGGUUAUUUCCUUUGAUCAAAUUUACAUGUUUUAUUUUUCUGGAUAUAUUAUAGCUAAUAAACUAUAGAUCAUU
This is a messenger RNA of Mya arenaria, 4232 nucleotides long. Its product is annotated as calumenin-like. Gene Ontology annotation, cellular component: endoplasmic reticulum. Lineage: Eukaryota; Metazoa; Mollusca; Bivalvia; Myida; Myidae. The record is from RefSeq and is a predicted model, not a curated record. Gene Ontology annotation, molecular function: calcium ion binding. Bases 89 to 1084 code for a protein of 331 amino acids. The transcript is spliced from 6 exons.